GACAAUCCGGAGAAGAAAGGCAACAACCGUCAGGUGGAGACAGAUGGGAUCUCAGGAGUAAAAUUUAAGUCGGAGAAGUAAACCUUUCCGACCUGUAACCGACGCGGAAACAGAUAUUACAAUUUAGUAAGGUAACAUUAUGCAGAAUAUUAACGAAACGAGUCAUUUACAGCAACGGGCGACCCCAAAGAUUGACAGUGCUCUGGCAUGAAUUUCUCUGAAGUCUUCAAGCAGUCCAACCAGCUGUGCAAAGUCUCUCCGGAUGGAAAGUAUUUGGCCACCUGUGUUCAAUAUCGCCUUGUGGUGCGUGAUGUCAACACACUGCAGAUCUUGCAGCUGUAUACCUGUCUGGACCAGGUGGCCCACAUGGAGUGGUCUUCAGACUCACUCUUUAUCCUCUGCGCUAUGUACAAAAGAGGGCUUGUACAGGUGUGGUCUCUGGAGCAGCCAGAAUGGCACUGUAAGAUAGAUGAGGGCUCGAUCGGACUAGUCUCCUCACGCUGGAGUCCAGACGGACGUCACAUUCUCAACACCACUGAGUUCCAUCUGAGAAUCACUGUGUGGUCUCUUUGUAACAAAUCUGUGUCAUACAUCAAGUACCCUAAGGCCUGCCAGAAAGGGAUGGACUUCAGCGCAGAUGGGCGCUACAUGGCUUUAGCUGAGCGACGAGACUGUAAAGAUUACAUUAGCAUAUUUGUGUGUGAUGACUGGCAUCUUCUCAGGCAUUUUGAGACAGAAACACAGGACUUAGCUGGAGUGGAGUGGUCUCCCAAUGGCUGUGUGCUUGCAGUGUGGGACUCGUGUCUUGAGUACAAGAUCCUGUUGUAUUCCCUGGAUGGGCGUCUGUUGUCUACUUACAGUGCUUACGAAUGGUCACUGGGUAUCAAAUCAGUUGCCUGGAGUCCCAGUAGCCAGUUCCUUGCCAUCGGCAGCUAUGAUGAGAAGGUUCGGAUUCUGAACCACAUCACCUGGAAGAAACUCAUCGAGUUUGAACAUCCAGCUACAAUCACCAGCUCCAAAGCUGUGGUGUUUAAAGAGGUGGAGAAAAGACCUGUCGUUGGUACUGAAAAUUUAUCCAUUCAUCAGAUCACCCUGGGCAGCUCCCUCUUCAACACUCAGAGCAAAUAUGAAAUUGCUUCACUACCAGUCCAGGUGACAGUGGUAAAGCCUGAUCUGGACCGUGCCAACCCCAAAAUUGGAAUCUCUGCUGUUGCUUUCAGCGCAGACAGUCGCUACCUCGCCACAAAGAAUGACAACAUGCCGCAGAGCCUGUGGGUGUGGGACAUGCAACGACUUGGCCUGCAGGCCGUGCUGGAGCAGACUGCCCCUGUGCGCUGCUUCGCCUGGGACCCCCGAAAACCCCGUCUGGCCCUUUGCACCGGAAAUGCCAAAGUCUACCUGUGGUCAUUGGCCGGCUGCGUGUCCGUGAAGGUGCCGGUGGAAGGUAAUUUUCAGGUGCAGUCUCUGUUCUGGCAUGGCAGUGGAGACUCACUGGUUCUGCUUGGGAAAGACCAGAUUUGUCUGUGCUACAUGGCUACAGAUGAGGAGAAAUGAGCAGCGGACAGGAGCACCAGGCCCACACCCUAAAUCAGCACUCCAGCUGACCUGUGGCAGCCCUAGUAAGCGUGUCUAGGAAAGGCCAAAGUUCAGGGUGCCCUAGUGCAUCUGGGGCUUGCUGUCUGAACUCAGAUUUUAACUUUAUCUGUUCUGAAGGGAACUACAGCUGGUCUUAAGUUACAGGAAAAUGGCACACUUGUUCUAACGUACAAAGAAAUGGUCCGAGGUCUAGGGAGCCAACAUCUUAUAUGUUGUUUAACCAACAACAAAGCACACAGUGUCAUUUUAUGUCAAGUGUAGACUUUCUCUCGUUUGACUGAAUUGAACAGAACAUAUUAGUUGUAAGAUCAUCUUGACUGUUAGUAUUGAAAUAUGUUGAACCUCUCUGACCACAAAUGCUUAAAGCCUAGCGUAUAUUGUAGCAACUCAAUGGGCUAGUAAGGUGUAGAGACUUUUCAUAACACUAGUAUGACAAAAUGCUAGCAGGUUGUCUUCCGCUGUGGCCUGAAAGACUCCAGUUUCUCCCCCAGUUCACUAAAGUUUCCUACAAAAGGCUGCGUAAUUGUAAUGCAGAGGUACUAAUAUGUCAGUUCGUAUUGCAAAACAUAACAGGCCUGGACACUGGAAUGUUCAGUACUGUUUGCCUUCAUAUACACUCCUUCUUUCCAUGAAAUCAAUUACUUAAAAUAAUCAUUGUUCACAAACAAAAAAAAAUAGUAUAGACUGUUGAGUUCAAACACAUUCUUGUGGCACUGCUUCAGUACAGCAGCAGUCAGACAAUGCAAAUUAAUUAGCUCUAGAAUUCAGCUGAUAAGUAAGCAUAUAAGCUCCUGCUCUGUACUUGUUACACUCAUCCUCUCAAAGUAAUGUUGUCCAAACAGUUCACAGUAAAAAUGUCACUUUGUUUUGACAGCUUGUUUUUCUCAGGUCUAUCUGAAUGUAAAAUUUUAAGGACCACGUAGGAAGGAGGCUAUUUUUUAUGUGUAAAUUUAGAAGUUAGGAUUAUUUUUGUACAUUUAGGAUUAUUUUUUAAUAAAGUUUGCUACAAAUUCAA
Molecule: messenger RNA, 2611 nt
Organism: Colossoma macropomum (tambaqui)
Lineage: Eukaryota; Metazoa; Chordata; Actinopteri; Characiformes; Serrasalmidae
Gene: wrap73
Product: WD repeat containing, antisense to TP73
Exons: 13
Coding region: 208-1554 (448 amino acids)
Biological process (GO): protein localization to mitotic spindle pole body; microtubule anchoring at mitotic spindle pole body; mitotic sister chromatid segregation
Cellular component (GO): mitotic spindle; MWP complex; microtubule organizing center
Molecular function (GO): protein binding
Source: RefSeq, a predicted model, not a curated record